Molecule: messenger RNA, 2641 nt
Organism: Benincasa hispida (wax gourd)
Lineage: Eukaryota; Viridiplantae; Streptophyta; Magnoliopsida; Cucurbitales; Cucurbitaceae
Source: RefSeq, a predicted model, not a curated record
GAGAUACCAAAAGCGCUUCGGACAAUCCCUCCUUUGUCACUCAUUGUACUCCAAAACGCCUUCCGACAAUUCCAUCUCUCUCUCUCUCUUUUUCAUUGGCACAGAAAAGCUUAUAUAUAUAUGUAUAUAUAUAUUCACACCAAAAGAAAAAGAUGCUUUCCUCUGCAACAAUUGCUAAGCUCUAAAGCAAAACAGGGAGUCUCAAGUUUUGUUUGGGUUUUGUGUUUUGUUGUGUCCUGUUACCUCUGUGCAAUCCCUCUUCUUGGAAGGCGCUUUUUCAGCUCGAAACCUCGUCGUUUUGUAUAUCUUCUUCUGCCGGGCUUUUACUGCUUUCUCCUUUCACGUUCUUCGAGAUUCAAACACUCACCAUUGCUUUUUUAAAACGCAUACUAUAUUUUGCAGGUGAUUUUCGAUUUUUGGGUCCUCUGCUUUUGAGUUUCCCGCUCUAUGUUUUGUACAAAAACACUCUCUUUUCUUUUGGGUUUCUAUUGUUUUGAUCCAUUGCGGAAAUUGGGCUUUCUUUUUUCUUGUUAUUCUUUCUUUAUUUUUUAUUUUUGAUAGUGGGAAUAGUGAUUUUUGGUGGAAUUCAUUCUCUUUUUCCCAGCAAAAGUAAAAGAUGAAUGCCAGAGUCCGCGGCAGCAUUCAAACCGUCAAAGUUCUUAAUCAUGACAAGAAGGUGAAGAAGUUAGAGAGUGGGAGGAGCAAGACGAUGGGGAAUGACAAAUCUGGGACUAUCAUAAAUCGGCGCAAAUUAAACAGAGAGAGAAAAAUAGCAUUGCUACAAGAUGUUGAUAAGCUGAAGAAGAAGCUCAGACAUGAAGAGAAUGUUCACAAGGCAUUAGAAAGAGCUUUUACUAGACCUUUAGGAGCUCUCCCUCGUCUUCCUCCAUAUCUUCCUCCUUAUAUACUAGAACUUCUCGCUGAAGUAGCUGUUUUAGAGGAAGAGGUUGUUAGGCUAGAAGAACAGGUUGUGAAUUUCAGACAAGGACUAUAUCAGGAAGCUGUGUAUGUAUCAUCUUCUUCUAGGAAUUCAGACAUUUCCACAGACACAAUGGAGCCUAUCUCAACAAGAAUUUCGAAGCAUCGGAGAACGAAGUCGUAUUGCCAAAAUGAGUUUAAUUCUGCAAGCUCAACAGCCAGGAUGCAGCCUUCACUGGCCAGAUGUUCUUCGAGUCGAAAGUUAUUGUCGAACGACAACUUCUUUGAUCGUAAUGGUAACUGUUCUAACAGGUUUGCCAAUGGGAAACAUGUUCCUGGGAAAUCGAGUUCCUUUUUAUUUCUUCCAGAAGAUGGACUGGGAAAAGAGAAUCAAUCAUAUGCAAAUACUGUGAAAAAUAGGCCAUCUCCUGAAAAGAAAGUUGAUAGAAUUAUAAGCCCAUUGAAGAAGUCGCCUCUAAAGCAAGAGUUUUUGGAGAAGAACUCAAGUCCUAUGAAGUCUCAGCUGGAGUUUAGAUUGGAACGAGAAAGAGCAAAGGACAAUUCAUCUAAUUUGUCUGAUGAUAUAGAGGCUAGUUGCUCACCAAGCAAAAUUUCUGAAGACAUUGUGAAGUGUUUAUCAUCCAUUUUCAUAAGACUCAGUUCAUCAAAAGACAAAGCUAUGGACUCAUCAGAUACUCAUACAUCAAAUGGACCUGCAGAGUUGCAAGAUCCUUAUGAUGCUUUUUCAGAUUUCAAACCUAGGAACAUUGGUCCCUAUAGACAUCUCUGUGCAAUUGAAGCCAGUUCCGUGGAUCUUGACCGAUCAACUAACGCAGUUUUUCUAAUUCAUAGGCUCAAAAACUUGUUCCGGAGACUUGCCUCGGUGAACUUGGCAGGUCUUAACCAUCAGGAGAAGCUAGCUUUCUGGAUCAACACCUACAAUUCCUGCAUGAUGAACGCAUUUUUAGAGCAGGGGAUACCUGAGACUCAUGAAAGAGUUGUAACAUUGAUGCAAAAGGCAACAAUUGUUGUGGGAGGACACCUUCUGAAUGCAAUAACAAUUGAGCAUUUCAUCUUGAGACUUCCUUAUCAUCUGAAGUUCACCUGCCCAAAAGCAGUAAAGAACGACGAGAUGAGAGCACGCAGUGUGUUUGGAUUGGAAUGUUCCGAACCUUUGAUUACGUUUGCUCUCUGUUGCGGAAGCUGGUCGUCUCCCGCUGUGAGAGUGUACACAGGAUCUAAAGUUGAAGAGGAGUUAGAACUAGCAAAGAGGGAAUAUUUACAAGCAGCAGUUGGGAUUUCAAAGACAAACAACAAAUUGAUGAUUCCAAAGGUUUUGGAUUGGUAUUUACUUGACUUUGCAAAGGAUUUGGAAUCAAUGUUGGAUUGGGUUUGCUUGCAACUUCCAAAUGAGCUGAGAAUUGAAGCAGUUAAAUGCCUUGAGAGGAAAGGAAGAGAGCCUCUCUCACAAUUAGUACAAGUAAUGCCAUAUAAUUUCAGCUUCAGAAUGCUCUUACACAGAUGAAAGAUUAACUAUUUCAUCUUUAUUUAUUUAUUUAUUUGGUUUGUGUUUUCAGUCCUUCAAUCCUCAAUGUUCUCUGAAUGUUGAAUGUGCUGCCGAGUUUAUAUACUAAACAUAGAAGACACAGUUACAAUAUAGAAUAAAUAUACAUAGCAUAGCUAUAAACUUGGGGAUUUGGGGCAGUUUAUAGUUUUUACUUAA